This is a messenger RNA of Caretta caretta (loggerhead turtle), 2275 nucleotides long. It is a transcript of the gene ZFAND2B, whose product is annotated as zinc finger AN1-type containing 2B. Gene Ontology annotation, cellular component: endoplasmic reticulum; cytoplasm. Lineage: Eukaryota; Metazoa; Chordata; Testudines; Cheloniidae. Gene Ontology annotation, molecular function: zinc ion binding. Gene Ontology annotation, biological process: protein targeting to ER; proteasome-mediated ubiquitin-dependent protein catabolic process. The record is from RefSeq and is a predicted model, not a curated record.
CUCAGCGCGGGGCGGAGCCGGCGGACGCGCUGCGGCGUAACGCUGACGUCAUCGCGUCUCCCCAGCGGAAGUAGGAGCGAGGCCGGGCUCAGGCGGGGAGGGUCCCCCCCCAGCCUGCCCCCCCGCAGGGGACCCGGAGCCGGACCCGCCGCCAUGGAGUUCCCGGACCUGGGCGCGCACUGCUCCCAGCCGACCUGCAAGCGCCUGGACUUUCUCCCUCUGAAGUGCGACGCGUGCGAACAGAUAUUCUGCACCGACCACAUCACCUACACCCAGCACCAGUGCACCUCUGCCUACAAGAAGGACGUGCAGGUCCCCGUGUGCCCUCUCUGCAACAUCCCCAUCCCUGUCAAAAAGGGGGAGAUGCCUGAUGCGGUGGUGGGGGAGCACAUCGACCGAGACUGCAAAUCCGACCCCGCCCAGCGCAAGCGCAAGAUUUUCACCAAUAAGUGUCUGAAGCCUGGCUGCAAGCAGAGGGAGAUGAUGAAGGUGAUCUGUGACCAGUGCCACGGGAACUUCUGCCUCAAGCACCGGCACCCCCUGGAUCACGACUGCAAUGGGGUGGGGCACCCCCUCUCCAGAGCCGGACACGCUGCGGUUGCGAGAGCCCAAGCAUCCUCCUCUGUGGCAGCCGGGACAUCGAGCAGAGGAGCUUCCAGACCGGCGACCCGGCCGGCAGCCGGCCCCCCUGCUCCAGCCCCAAGCAGAGGCAGCGUGAUGGUGACCCUGCCGCCCAGCAGCACCUCGCCCCCGGCCGUUGCACUGCAGAAUGGACUGGGCCGUGGGCACACCCCACUCUCCUUUCAGAGUGAAGACGAGGCACUGCAGCGAGCCCUGGAGAUGUCCCUGGCAGAAUCGGCGCCCGGCUCGGCACGGGCGCUCAGCAGCGCGCAGGAGGAGGAGGACCUGGCCCUGGCGCGGGCGCUAGCCGCGAGCGAGGAGGAGUACCAGCGGCGGCAGCAGGAGCAGGCCCAGAGCCGGAGUUCGAGGCCAUCAGACUGCAGCAUGUUCUAGGCUGGGAGCACCACUAUGCCUAGGGCCUGCCCGCAGCACUGGGUACCAUCGCCCAGCUCUGCCAGGCCCUGCCCGAGCGUCACCUGCGGAGGACCGCCAGGGGCUUCUCCUGCCUCUUCCACAGCUAGAAACAAUCAACCAAACGCUGGCCGUGCCUGCUCCCUGUAGAAUAGACCGUAGCUGAACAGCGAGCUACGCCGUCACUUUGAGCUGCACGGGGCUGCCUCAGGCCACACCCGGUUCCCACGCACCAGAGCCGGCCACGGGUGUGAGGGGCGCCCUGCAGCUGCUAGCUCUGCACUCUUCUCACUGCCUGGGCCGGAACUGACCCCCACCUCUUCCCCCUCCCCAGGUGCCCAGGAGGAGGGAUGGUCAUAGCUGGGUAACACUAAUUUCCCCCUCAGUGGGAACUCAGCCCUGGCCCUGUCAGCCCCACAGGGCCCCUGCAGCUGCACUCACUGUGCUGACCACUCUAUGUAGCAGAGUCCCCUGCCCUGCAAGACGUGGCACCUUCCCUGCGUUGACAUCCCCUGUGCGUGACUCCCUGCUGUCCUGCAGGCAGGGCCCAGCUGUGGGGCCAGGCCAGCCUUUCUCAGCCCCUCUCCUUAACUCCUCGGGUGCUGGAUGUGGGGGAGGAAGCUGGGAAAAGCAGCUGCCCUGUUUCCCAUGGGAACACAGCCUCUCCGGGCCGUGACCACAGACUGCCACAAUGCCACUGCUAAGAGCCACCCCCUCCCCCAACCUAGCCCUUGCCCUGGGACGACACCUGUCCUCGAAGCGGAGCAUCUCCCCUGAUGAUAGGGACCAGGCCCCUGGUGAUAGGGACCAGGCCUCUGGAGUCUUCCCCAGAGCAGCCCCUUCUAGUCCUGCUGACGGCAGGGCUCGGGGCCGGCCUGGCAUGAGGCCAGGGCCCUGCCAGCAGGCUGCUGAGUGGGGUGGGGGGGGCUCUCCUCAGCUCGGGCCUUUUGCCGGGCGAUGCUGCCUGAGGUGCUCAGUGCAGAUGCUUGGACACGCCGGAAGCUGCUCCCCUCCAGCUCUGCCUGCCCAGGGCUCGGCGCCGCCGGGCCUUGCUGCAGCGAUGGCCGCGUGUGCCGUACUGGGUGACAGCUGCAGCCGGGCACCUCGUCCUGCGCCCUGAGCUUGUGGCCGGGCCGGCUGCGGCACGCAGGAGCAGGGGUGGCGAAAGGUUGCUCUCCGCAGGGCUGGAGCUGUCUGGCGGCCAAGUGCUGCCUGGAGGGAAAUAAAGUCCUACCCAAAAGCA